AUGUCACGUGGUUGUACUUACUGUUUAACCGCUAUAGACAGAUUUUCUAGAUGGCCAGAAGUUUUUCCAAUUCAGGAUAUUUCGGCUGAAACCAUAGCUCGUACGUUAUUUGAAGGCUGGAUAGCUCGAUAUGGAGUUAUGGAGAGAUUGACAACAGAUCAAGGACGGCAAUUUGAGUCUACUCUGUUCACCGCAGUAACGCAAAUUUUAGGGUUUAGAAGAAUACGUACAUCAGCAUAUCAUCCACCAGCCAAUGGAUUAGUCGAACGAUUUCACCGAUCACUUAAAACGGCAAUAAAGUGUUACGAGACUGAACACUGGACAGAUGUACUCCCCUCAGUUCUUAUGGGCCUUAGAUCAGUGAUUAAAGAAGAUCUAGGUUUAACACCCGCAGAAAUUGUAUUUGGAAGUACGAUUAGAUUACCUAAUGAGUUUUUUAUGCAGUCAUCAGUGGCGACAGACCCUUGUUCCUUUGCUGAAACACUAAAGAAAACAAUGGAAACCAUACGCCCAGUGUCAACUUCAAACCACGGAAGUAAAAAAGUUUUUAUAUAUAAAGAUCUAGCAUCCUGUUCACACGUUUUCGUUCGGGUCGACCGGGUCAAGAAACCGCUAGAACAACCAUAUGAAGGGCCGUACAAAAUUGUUCAACGAUACGAAAAAACCUUUAAAUUAUUAAUUAGGCAAAAAGAAUGUAUCAUAUCAAUAGACAGACUGAAGCCAUGUUUCAACGAAAAUGAAGAUAAUAACACAAAUCUAUCAAUAACAACGAACCAGCACAACCAGAGAAAUACAACUACAAGACCAACAAUAAUACAAACAAAACAAACCAA
Daktulosphaira vitifoliae (grape phylloxera) is the source of this 833-nucleotide messenger RNA. RefSeq lists its product as uncharacterized. The transcript has a single exon. The record is from RefSeq and is a predicted model, not a curated record. The annotation marks the transcript as partial. Gene Ontology annotation, biological process: DNA integration. Gene Ontology annotation, molecular function: nucleic acid binding. NCBI's taxonomy places the organism in Eukaryota, Metazoa, Arthropoda, Insecta, Hemiptera, Phylloxeridae.